AUGGAUAUGGCUGACCUAAUCGGAUCUUGCAAUAUCGCCAGAUCAGACUGCGGUGAUUCAAUGAAUGCUAAAGUUGCUGAGGCUCUUAACCAGGUGGCCCUGCCUGUUGUGCCGUAUGAUACCUGCAAGAGGAUGGACUACUGGUGGUUCCAGGUCAAGACCUCCAUGAUCUGCUGCGGGUACACCCUGCCUGAUGAGCUCCAGUCUGUCUGUCAGGGAGAUUCUGGAGGUCCUCUGGUGUGUCAGGACCACGCCGGUGCUCCCUGGGAAGUUCAUGGUAUCACCAGCUUUGGCCCUAUUGGAUGUAUAAUGAAUAAGAAGCCCUCCGUGUUCACCCGCUCCUCUGCAUACAUCCCCUGGAUCCAAAAUGUCAUCCGUAGAGACUUAUACAAUCAGCACACAUCUGGCUGUGGAGGACCAAAAGACCUGAUUGGCACCGACGGCACCGUGUCCUCGAUGGGUUUCCCUGGCAACUAUGACAACAAAGCCCGCUGCGAGUGGACCAUCCAGGUGCCCGAAGGCCAACUGGUCCACCUGCAUUUCAGCAACUUCUCCCUGGAGGAGACUCAGCUGUGCCUGAAUGACAAAGUCAGCAUCAGAGACGGAGUAGGAAGUCUGGGCACACACUGCAGUCAUGUUCCCCCGACAGACCUGGUGAGUGAUGGAAACAAGCUUCACAUCAGCUUCUCCUCCAACGACAAGGUGGUGGACACCGGCUUCACGGCCACCUGGAGGGGAGUUUCCCCCACGGCGGCUCCUUGUGGAGGGAGCUUCAACACGGCUCAGGGUGAAAUCACCUCUCCUAACUGGCCUAAUGACUACCAAGCCCAGUCUGUGUGCACGUGGCGUAUCACCAUUCCUGCAGCAAAAAGUAUCCGUAUUGGCUUCACGCACUUUGAGCUUCAAGCUGCAAACAUCUUAGGAAACUGUGUGGACUACGUGGAGGUCUUCAACGGAGAAACCAUGGCCUCAUUAGGUCGAUUCUGUGGCUUUGCCCCUCCAUCGACCCUCACCAUACCGGGAGGAUCAGUCGUCAUUCGUUUCCUUAGUAACGGAGCGGAUCAUCAGAAAGGUUUUCGUGGUUACUGGACCAAUGAUGCCGGUGUUAUCCCGACUUUACCUCCUACACCUCCUAACCCAUGGGACAACAUCACUAUCACCUGGCCAGUAGAAUGUGGAAAGCCAGCAGUGAAACCCAAAUCAGCCGCCAUGAGGGUGGUAAAUGGGGUGGAGGCGACCCCCCACUCCUGGCCCUGGCAAGUCUCCAUGCAGGCUUCACCAAUGUCCCUCAUACCUUACAUGCACGGCUGCGGAGGUUCUUUGAUUCAUGAAGAUUGGAUCCUGACUGCUGCUCACUGUUUCAUGUUCCCACUGACCAACCCCUCGUACUGGCGCAUGUGUUUGGGGAAGCACCACAUGAACUCCUCCAUGGACGUCCCCUCAGCAGAGGAAUGCUUUAAGGUGGACGGUAUCAUCCGCCACGAGGGAUUCGUGUACGAGCAGGAUCGCACCGACAUCUCCAACGACAUCGCCCUGGUGCAUUUGGCCACGGCUGUGAACAUGACGAAGGAGAUCAGCCCAGUCUGUCUGCCCAAACCCGGGGCUGUGAUGCCCGCUGGGACGCCCUGCUAUGUCACCGGCUGGGGCGACGAGAAAGGUAACAUGUUCCCCAAAGUGUCCGACAAGCUGAAUCAGGCAGCCCUUCCUAUUGUGGACUUCCAGACCUGCAGUAAACCUGCUUACUGGUGGGAUUCCCUCAGACCCUCCAUGAUCUGCGCUGGCUACGAAUCCCCAGAUGAGCUCAAGUCAGCCUGCCAGGGCGACUCUGGAGGUCCUUUCGCCUGCUCAGACUCUGGAACGACACCCUGGGAGGUGCAUGGCAUCGUCAGCUUCGGACCUCAGGGCUGCAUCAAGGACAAAAAGCCCUCAGUGUUCACCCGCGUGUCCGCCUUCAGCGACUGGAUCGACACCAACAUCAAGAAGUUUAUACAUGAGAGUGGCAAAACCUACUAA
Notothenia coriiceps (black rockcod) is the source of this 2013-nucleotide messenger RNA. Its product is annotated as ovochymase-2-like. Gene Ontology annotation, molecular function: serine-type endopeptidase activity. The coding region runs from base 1 to 2013 and encodes 670 amino acids. The transcript is spliced from 12 exons. NCBI's taxonomy places the organism in Eukaryota, Metazoa, Chordata, Actinopteri, Perciformes, Nototheniidae. The record is from RefSeq and is a predicted model, not a curated record. Gene Ontology annotation, biological process: proteolysis.